GUGGUCUGCAGGCGGUGGCGGAGCUGCUGCAGGUGGACUGUGAGAUGUUCGGUCUGAGCAGUGAUCAUUACAGCGUCACGCUGAGGCGUUAUGCCGGGAUGGCGCUCACCAACCUCACCUUCGGAGACGUGGCCAAUAAGGCCACGCUGUGCUCCAUGAAGGGCUGUAUGAGAGCCAUGGUAGCCCAACUGAAGUCUGACAGUGAAGACCUGCAGCAGGUGAUAGCGAGUGUGUUGAGGAACUUGUCGUGGCGUGCUGAUGUCAACAGUAAGAAGACACUGCGUGAGGUCGGCAGCGUGCGAGCACUGAUGGGCUGUGCUCUCGAGGUCCAGAAGGAGUCGACUCUGAAGUCUGUACUGAGUGCGCUCUGGAACCUGUCUGCUCACUGUACGGAGAACAAAGCAGAUAUCUGCGCUGUGGACGGCGCUCUGGCAUUUCUGGUAGGAACGCUGACGCACCGAAGCCACACCAACACACUCGCCAUCAUCGAGAGCGGCGGUGGCAUCCUGCGCAACGUCUCCAGCCUCAUCGCUACCAACGAGGCACACAGGCAGAUCCUGCGUGAGCACGGCUGCCUGCCGACUCUGCUGCAGCACCUGAAGUCUCACAGUCUGACCAUCGUGUCCAACGCCUGCGGCACGCUCUGGAAUCUGUCAGCCAGAGAUGCCAAAGACCAGGAAGCAUUAUGGGAGUUGGGCGCCGUGGGCAUGCUGCGCAACCUCAUCCACUCCCGACACAAGAUGAUCGCCAUGGGGAGUGCCGCUGCUCUGCGCAACCUGAUGGCCAACCGGCCGGCACGCUACAAGGAUGCGAGCGUGGUGUCGCCAGGUGCCGGCGCACCAUCACUGCACGCCCGCAAACAGAAGGCGUUAUUUGAGGAGCUGGAUGCCCAACAGCUGUCAGAAACUUUUGACAACAUCGACAACCUGAGCCCCAAGGCAGCACACAGGAAGGGGCGGGGCUGUAACAGCGCCGGAGGAGGUGGGAACACAACACGCUCAUACGCCAACACGCCGGUGCUUUCGAGCCCAAAGAAUGGAGAUGGAUCAAAGAGGACGAGUGAGGAAGUGGCGUAUGCUCGGCCGGUGUUCCCACCAAGUGUCAGAGCAUCCAGCGACAGCCUCAACAGUGUAACGAGUGCUGAUGGCUACGGCAACCGCGGCAAAACCAAACCGUCAUCAGAGCCAUUCUACUCGUCAGACGAAAGCGGAGCCAACAAGUGCUGUGUCUACAGGAAGUACCCGGCCGACUUGGCACACAAGAUCCGCAGCGCCAACCACAUGGCGGACGAUGACGGGGCUGAGCUGGACACACCCAUUAACUACAGCUUGAAGUACUCCGACGAACAGUUGAAUUCUGGGAGACAGAGUCCAAGUCACCGUGGCGGCAUCGCGAGUGACGAGGACGAUGAACAGGACGCCAGGCUGAGGAGGCGGAAUGACGGUGACUCAGCAACAUCCAGCAGCCGCAUAGCAUCUGUCCCGCCACCACGCUAUGCCACGGCAGCAUCAAACUACGGCAGUGACUCAACAGGUGAGCAGCCAAUAGACUACAGCCUGAAGUAUGGCACUGACACCGCCCGCAAACCACUGUUCAAGCCAGAAGAGACCGCUGCCCCUUCAGUCCCCCCUCCGCAGUCAUCCUCAGGCAACAAGCUCCGCCCCCCUCCGCCCCCAGCCAAUCGGGCAGUGCCAAAAGGCAACCAGGAGUCGACGCAGACGUACUGCGUGGAGGACACACCCAUUUGCUUCUCCAGAGGCAGCUCGCUCUCCUCACUGUCAUCAGAGGAGGAGGAGGAGGAGGAGGAGGACAGUGAUGUCAUUGGGAGGAGGAGAGGCGGCGCACUCAGUCUGGAUGAGCCAUACAUCGCAGCUGAGAUGACGAAAAAGAAGGAGGAGGAGGACAGAGGAAACAAGGAGAGGGAGGAGGAGGCGGCAAAACCAAUCCUCGAUGAAUCAGACGAUGAUGAUGACAUUGAGAUCCUGGAGGCCUGCAUCAACAUGGCCAUGCCCAAGUCGUCACGGAAACCAAAGAAACCACAGCAAGCUGCGCCACGGAAACCCAGCCAACUUCCGGUUUACAAGCUCCUCCCACCUCAAAGCCGUGCACAGUCCCAGCCGAGGAAGGAUGUACCUCUGCCACCAUCAGAAGAGGUACCGAGAGUUUACUGUGUGGAGGGGACGCCGCUCAACUUCUCCACCGCUACCUCGCUCAGUGACCUCACCAUCGACUCCCCACCCAAUGAGGAGACAGCAGCAGCCGUCAUACCUGUAGUCCCUCCCACCUCUGCUCAAAGGAGGCAGGCUGGACUUCCUGAGGGCGAGAAUGGCGAGGACAUCCUUGCUGAGUGUAUCAACGCCGCCAUGCCCAAAGCCAAACCCAGAAAACCAAUCAGAGCUGCAGCUAACAGCGAGCAACUCCAAACUCCACCCCUCCCCCCGCCUCUUCCUCCUCCAGCUCCGCCUCCUCUGGGCCCACAGCAGCAGCAGCAGCAGCAGAAGAAGAAGCCAACGUCGCCGGUGAAGCCGAUGCCCCAGCGGGCGGCGUACAGCGUCGCCACGGCAACAGCUGCCAAAGCAAAACCAGGGUUUGCCUUUGACUCACCACGCCAUUACACGCCCAUCGAAGGUACGCCAUGCUGCUUCUCACGCAAUGACUCGCUGAGCUCGCUCGACUUCGACGAAGACGAGGGUGGCGAGAAGGACGAAGAGGAUAAGAAAACAAAAGAAGAAGAAGGAAGGAAGAGGAAGCAGCAGACGGCAGCGGUUUUUCCUCGAACGAAACCUGCGACCAACCCACCGGCAGCAGACGAGAAGCAGAAGUUUGCCAUCGAGGACACGCCCGUCUGCUUCUCCAGGAACUCGUCCCUGAGCUCUCUGAGUGACAUCGACCAGGAAAACAACAACAAGGAGUUCGCUCCACCACCACCGCCGCUGCCGGAGCAGCAAGAUGGAGUCAAAGCAGGAAAAAAGUCACCUCCUCCUCCACAGUCAGAGUCAAAGCCCCGCCCACCUGCGGUCAGUGGCUACGCCCCCAAAGCGUUCCACGUCGAGGACACGCCCGUCUGCUUCUCCAGGAACUCGUCACUCAGCUCGCUGAGCAUCGACUCGGAGGACGACCUGCUGCAGGAGUGCAUCAGCUCUGCCAUGCCCAAGAAGAAGAAGAAAGCCACCACUGUCACCGUCCCUGCUGCUGUUGCAACGCCACUUCCUGUUCCCAAAACCAACGACGGCAUUCUGGCUGAGGAGGAGCCUUCAGAGGCACCAAGAAGUCCCACCUCCCCUGACUCUGAAUCCUUCGAUUGGAAGGCGAUCCAGGAAGGUGCAAACUCCAUUGUUAGCAGUCUGAAUGCCGCUGCCGCCGCCGCCACCUCACUGUCCCGCCAGCCAUCAUCAGACUCUGACUCAGUCUUGUCCCUGAAGUCUGUGGGCUCGCCGUUCCGCCUGCCAGCAGCUAAUAACAACGCAGAAGAAGAAGAGGCUGAGGAGAAGGAGGAGGCAGCAGCGAAGCGUGGGGCGAGGAUCCUGAAGGGCGGAGAGCGCACCACGCUGGAGGCCAAGAAGAAGAAGGAGCAGGAAGAAGAGGAGGAAGAGGCAGCGAAGGCGUUGAGAGGUGGGAAGAAGGUGUAUAGGAGUCUGAUUACAGGUAAACCAAGGGCGGAGCCCGCAGCCAGGGGGCGGAGCAAACCCAGAGCAGCAGCUGUGGCCAAAGCUCCAGGAAGCAGCGAUAGUGCUGACAGAGGAGGUGGGUCCUCUCGGGACUCCACGCCAUCUCGCUCGUCCUCUGCAACCAAUCAGAAAGGAGGGAAGCUGUCGCAGCUGCCGCGCACAGCGUCUCCAGGAAGUGCAUCAUCAUCAUCAUCAUCGGCCUCCAGACCGGUCAAACAGAGCACGGCAGCUAGGAGCAGCAGCGGUGGCAUCCCAAGGAGUGAGUCAGCAUCGAGGGUCAGCAGCUCCACGGCGGCCAAGAAGCAGAGGGCGGAGCCAGAGAAGCCAACACUCGUCCGUCAGUCGACCUUCAUUAAAGAAGCUCCGAGCCCGACGCUGAAGAGGAAGCUGGAGGAGUCGGCGGCGGCGGCGGCAGCAUUAGAGUCUCCGUCCAGCCCUGAUACACCACUACCAUCAACAACUAGGAGACAUGAUGUCAACCGCUCCCACUCUGAGAGCCCGUCACGCCCACAGGAAGUUACAUCAUCGCGGUUUAGCCGCACCGGCACCUGGAAGCGGGAAAACAGCAGCGGGGGAGGAGGGAGCGGUGGUAAACACUCAACAUCGUUACCACGUGUGGGGACGUGGAAGAGGACAGGAAGCUCGUCAUCGGUUUUGUCGGCAUCAUCAGAGUCUAGUGAGAAGGGGCGGAGCGAGGAGGAGAGCGCCAUGAGGUCCAAGGGAACAUGGAGGAAGGCAAAGAGCGGCGGCGGCGGUGACUCAUCUGCCGGGCGGAGCUUCACCGACAAAUCGGAAGACGUGUGGGUUCGUCUGGAGGACUGUCCUGUCAACAACCCACGCUCCUCCUCUUCCUCUUCAGCCCGCUCUCCCACCGCUGCCAACGCCCCACCCAUCAUCGACAGCCCCGCCCCCUCAAAGAUCCCCUCAUCCUCCUCAUCCUCCUCC
Morone saxatilis (striped sea-bass) is the source of this 4613-nucleotide messenger RNA. It is a transcript of the gene apc, whose product is annotated as APC regulator of WNT signaling pathway. NCBI's taxonomy places the organism in Eukaryota, Metazoa, Chordata, Actinopteri, Moronidae. The record is from RefSeq and is a predicted model, not a curated record. Gene Ontology annotation, molecular function: beta-catenin binding; gamma-catenin binding; microtubule binding. Gene Ontology annotation, biological process: negative regulation of microtubule depolymerization; nervous system development; negative regulation of canonical Wnt signaling pathway. Gene Ontology annotation, cellular component: catenin complex; cytoplasmic microtubule; beta-catenin destruction complex.